GACGGUAGCCAGAACGCCGAAGCCAGCGCCACGCAUGCGUUUGACCGUGGUUUCAAGCGACUACAGCGUAAUAAUGCAGCCCGGAUGCAGCAAUCUUGGCGAAAUGCGUCGGAUGAUGCCGCAAACUACGACUACGUUCGGGAAGAAAUCGCCUCGCGCUUGAUUGAUCGCCUAGACGACAUUAAGCGCGACGAGGGAUUUCCGCUAGCGCUCGACGUGGGAUCCGGUCCUGGUUAUGUUUACAAAGCAAUCUGGGGCGUGGGUGGCGUCAGGAAAUUAGUUCAACUGGAUUCCGCUGGGGAAAUGUUGUACCGCGAUGCCGAUCUCCUCGUGCCCGGCAGUGAACGCUGCGAUUCUUACCGUCUGGAAUUGGACGAAGAAGCCAUUUUGCCGUUUCCGGAUGGGACUUUCGAUCUAGUUAUUAGCUCAACGUCGAUGCAUUGGGUCAAUCAAUUACCGAAACUUUUCAAAGAAAUUCGGAGGGUGUUGAAACCGGAUGGCUGCUUUAUGUUUGCCAUGAUUGGUGGUACUACGUUACCCGAGCUGCGAGCUGCAAUGGUGAUGGCAGAGAUCGAGCGCGAAGGCGGAGUCAGUCCGCACGUCGGACCAUUUGUAGAGCUUUCGGACGUGGGCGCUCUUUUACAACGUGCAGGCUUUGCGUUGCCCACAAUCGACGUGGAUUCCAUGAAGAUCGCGUUUCCCAACGCAGCCGUCCUGAUGGAGCACUUGCAACGUAUGGGGGAGAGCAAUGCUUGUAUUAAACGAAGAGAACGUAUUGGACUGGAUACGUUUUUAGCAACGGCAUGUCUCUACGACGAAAUGUUUCCUUUAGAAGGACAUGACGACGGAGGGGAGCCAGCAGUGGAGGCAUCGGUUCAAGUGAUCUACGCCAUUGGAUGGACACCUCACGUAUCUCAGCCGGCACCGCUGGAACGGGGUACUGCUACUCACAAAGUGGGCGACAUUGUUGAAAAACACCAGACAAAUCCUUAA
Phaeodactylum tricornutum CCAP 1055/1 is the source of this 993-nucleotide messenger RNA. RefSeq lists its product with no specific name. Lineage: Eukaryota; Bacillariophyta; Bacillariophyceae; Surirellales; Neidiaceae. The annotation marks the transcript as partial. Gene Ontology annotation, cellular component: mitochondrion. Gene Ontology annotation, molecular function: S-adenosylmethionine-dependent methyltransferase activity. The transcript has 2 exons. Gene Ontology annotation, biological process: mitochondrial respiratory chain complex I assembly. The record is from RefSeq and is a predicted model, not a curated record.